Scomber japonicus (chub mackerel) is the source of this 760-nucleotide messenger RNA. RefSeq names its product saxitoxin and tetrodotoxin-binding protein 2-like. The record is from RefSeq and is a predicted model, not a curated record. The coding region runs from base 30 to 692 and encodes 220 amino acids. NCBI's taxonomy places the organism in Eukaryota, Metazoa, Chordata, Actinopteri, Scombriformes, Scombridae. The transcript is spliced from 6 exons.
CUCUCCUCCUCACAGGGUGCGUUUGUUUUAUGUUCCUGAGCAGAAUGAGCGUUAUGAAGCAAGCCGUGCUGCUGCUGCUGCUGCUGGCGGCGCUCUGCACCGACGCAGCGCCGACGCCUGAGGAGUGCUCCAGUCUCAACAAACGGCUGCUAACCAAGGACCUGCACACCGUCUACGGAGACUGGGUCCUGGUGUGGGCGGCCUCAGACGACCCGAAGGAGCUGAUAAACCAGACGGCCAGCUCUCACGUGGAGCUCAGACUCCGCUCUGACAACAAGACCAUGGAGUACAACGAGAGGAACUACUUCCUUGAUAAAUCGUGCAUCACCUUUUGGUUCAACGUAUCGCUGCCCGCCGACCCCACCGACGCUCAGCAUCACACUCUGGAUAUCAAGGGUGUCCUCCAGGAAAAGGAAGGAGUUGUUCGCCGGUACAAUGAAACCGGCAAAAUCGACAUUUACGAGAGCUGCCCCGACUGUCUGAUGAUGGUCUACAUAGAACCCACCUACCGAUACCUGCUGAGCUACAGGAGGGAGGGGCAGCAUGGGGAUGUAGAGCAGCAGAAAGCAGCUCACAGUGAUCACAGGAAGCGAGCAGAGUGUUUGGGUUUGCCCCACGAUGACGCCUUCGCCUACGACGGCAUCGCAGAUUUCUGUCACAAGAAAUCUGCUCCGGCUGCUGCAGAGUCCUGAGAGACCAACGUGUUGCCGUAGCAACGCUCGUUAAACAUCAACAAUAAAAACUAUUCAUCAUCUCUGAA